Molecule: messenger RNA, 13824 nt
Organism: Sphaeramia orbicularis (orbiculate cardinalfish)
Lineage: Eukaryota; Metazoa; Chordata; Actinopteri; Kurtiformes; Apogonidae
Gene: wnk3
Product: WNK lysine deficient protein kinase 3
Exons: 27
Coding region: 1002-11120 (3372 amino acids)
Biological process (GO): protein phosphorylation
Molecular function (GO): ATP binding; protein serine/threonine kinase activity
Source: RefSeq, a predicted model, not a curated record
CCCCGUGGGCAAGUGAGAACGGCAGGCAGAGCGCGCUACUACACACCGAGAACCUGCUGAAGGCCGUUGGAGUCACGCGCUGUAAAUUAUGUACAUAAGUUACUGAUAAUUUUCGGAUACACAUGAAUGGUCGGUGUUCCAACUUGAAGCCGACAAGCCGAGGAGCGGCUGUGGAAAUGUGUGAACCCACGGCUGGCAUCGUCUGAACCGGAGCACGUACACCAAGUACUCUGCCUGUCUCUCCCAGACCGAGGCUCGACGACUCCGGGGGGAUUUUCGAGCGGACAACGCCGCGGCACAAAGCCCACCAUAUACUGAGAAAACAAACACAGGGAGCAGAAUUUUUUUUUUCUACAGAGCCUUUUAUAAUGUAUUUUUUCAGUGGGUAUAACAUAAUUUUGUGAGAAAAAACCCCAGUGUAAAUACCGUGCAAUAUAUGGUUUGUAAAUAGCUAUAGAAUAACAGAGCAGAGCUGUGUUUAAGCUAGCUGUAUGGACUGAACAGCUCGGCUUUUUCACUAAAUUCAUCGCUGGAACGACGGAGUGCGAUGCUACAUUUAGAGUUUACUUGAAGAUAUUCACACACCAUUUUAAAAGAAGACGAUUGCAGCUUUUCCAGCAGUUUUGGUUUAGUGUGAGUUUGUGAAAGCUGGAUCCUAUAUGGUUUACUUUGAUUAGCAAUGCACCCAAGGCUCUGAAUAAAAUGUAGGAGAAGGCAAGAAGAAAAGUAAGGACUGCUGCUGUUGUCUCACCCUCUUGGGUUAUUUGAAAACAUCUAAGAAACGUAGACAAGUAACAAGAGAGACAAAAAACAAAGGAGCCUCUAGUGACCAGUUUGACCAAAAAAGGCCCUCAGUCAUCUGCAGCACUGGAAGAACAGCCUGACAGAGUAGAGGCUGUGAGUAGGUGACCACAGAAAGAGAGAGAGACGGAGGCUGACAGAGGAGCAAAGGUUUGGAGGAGGAGGAGGAAGUCCAAGAGGAGUGGAAAAAGCCAUUCCUCAUGGCUACUGACCCCGGAGAGCCCACAGGCACCGAGGAGUCCUCGGAGAAACCUGAUGGACGAAGGGAGGAGGGCACGGAGCGGGAGGGUAGGGCCAACUCACAGAGGGAGAGGUUGCACAGCACCCCCUCGGACUUACCCUCCUCCCAGACUCAGGAGGGAGAACAACUGAAGGAGAGGUUGGAGGAAUCCGGGGAGGAGGGGGAGGGGAACUCAGCCAGGAAGGGAAGGAGAACCCAGUUCAACCUAUUUCAUUCACUGCACCUUCUUUAUCGGUCGACACGGGUCAGAAAAAGAAGUGGAGGUGCCUCCAGAGGCACCUCACAGUGCCCCCCACCUGGAGCUACGCUCCUCAGAUACAGUCUUCACCAGCAGUGCCAGCAGCAAGGAGCUGCAUCAUCCUGUGCUGCCCUUGGUCAUGACCCAUCCUGUGCCAGCUCAUCCCAGGAGCCUGGCAAGGAUGUUCCAACCUCCUCAUCCACUCAGAAGGGGAAGGAGAGGGAGCGUGAGCAGGAGGAGGAAGCAGAGAUGAAGGCUGUGGCCACCUCUCCUGGAGGAAGGUUUCUCAAGUUUGACAUUGAACUUGGCAGAGGAGCCUUCAAAACUGUCUAUAAAGGGUUGGACACAGAGACCUGGGUGGAAGUGGCAUGGUGUGAACUUCAGGACCGCAAGCUGACCAAAGCAGAGCAACAACGCUUCAAGGAGGAGGCGGAGAUGCUGAAAGGGCUCCAGCACCCCAACAUUGUUCGCUUCUACGAUUCCUGGGAGUCCGUGCUGCGUGGCAAAAAGUGCAUCGUUCUUGUCACUGAACUCAUGACUUCAGGGACACUUAAAACUUACCUGAAACGCUUUAAAGUCAUGAAACCCAAGGUCUUGAGGAGCUGGUGUAGGCAGAUCCUGAAGGGCCUUCACUUCCUUCACACCAGGACUCCUCCGAUUGUCCACCGGGACCUUAAGUGUGACAACAUCUUCAUAACAGGCCCUACAGGCUCAGUUAAGAUUGGGGACCUUGGUCUGGCCACCCUUAUGAGGACCUCUUUUGCCAAGAGUGUUAUAGGAACUCCAGAGUUCAUGGCUCCAGAGAUGUAUGAGGAGCACUACGAUGAGUCUGUUGAUGUCUAUGCUUUUGGGAUGUGCAUGCUGGAGAUGGCUACUUCAGAAUAUCCUUAUUCUGAGUGCCAAAAUGCUGCGCAAAUCUAUCGCAAAGUCACAAGUGGUAUAAAACCAGCCAGCUUUGAUAAAGUGAAUGACCCAGAGAUCAAAGAGAUAAUUGAAGGCUGCAUUCGUCAGAACAAGAGCCAGAGACUCUCCAUCAAAGACCUACUGAACCAUGCAUUCUUUGGGGAGGACACAGGGGUUCGGGUGGAGCUUGCAGAAGAAGACACAGGCACCCAGGAUUGUUUGGCACUUCGGAUUUGGGUUGAAGAGCCCAAGAAACUCAAGGGAAAACACAAAGACAAUGAGGCCAUUGAGUUCAGUUAUGACCUGGAGAAUGACAGUGCUGAGGAGGUGGCUCUAGAGAUGGUGAAAUCAGGCUUCUUCCAUGAGAGUGAUGCCAAGGUGGUGGGAAAAUCCAUUCGGGACCGAGUAAAUCUGAUCAAAAAGUCACGCGAGCGGCGGCAACAGCAAGUUCUCCAACAGCAGCAAGGCUUUGAAGAAAGAAGAGACUCCACUCUCACCUCCUACACCUUUACUCACCCUACUGGCACAUCCUCUCUAGGGCAAAGGGCAGCUGGACUGACAGGAGGUGCACAUGAGUCUGAGGAGAUGCCUGAAUUUGACCAGCAUGUCCGACAACAGCACAUUCUUAGUUCGACCACGCUCAGCCUGCCAGAAGGUGAGAGCAUGGGGUCAGCCAGUUGUGAAUCUUAUGCAAGUGGACAGAGCCAGGCAUACUCUCAACAAGGGGAGUCGUACACCCACUCCACAGCUGCAUCUAACACCGGAGCAUUGCCUCACCCUCAGAUGCUCCCAAUUGGUGAAAGUGGAGGUGUUCCAACUGUGCCUAUUGGUCAGAGUGUUAGCAUGUCGAGUAUGUCCAUAGGCCAAAGUGAAGGGGUGCCUGUUGGUCAGACAUUUUUGCAGCCCACUACCAUGGUUCCACAGGUAUCAGCAAGUGUACCUCAACAAUAUUUUCAGCCACAGACAUACCCAGCAGACACAUUUCCAUCUACCCGCUCCCCAUGGGUCAAUACCCCCCUCACAGGCAUACAUACCCCUGUUUCCCCACAAGCACCCAUUAAUGUUCUCACUACAUCCAUGUCAGUCAGUGAUCCUGCUGGACUAACGGGGACCAUUGUGCCCUCGCUCAACAGAGCCAACCCCCUGCCACUCCCAUGCAGCUCACUGACAUCACUCCCCAGACAGCACCCCAGCAAACACAGCCUGUCAUGCAACAUCCACAACAGCAGCCACAGCAGCAAAUGGAGGCCCAGGCCGCUCUGCUCGAACAACAACAAGUUAUUGCCGCUCAGCCUCAAACCGAACAUCAUCAACAGAGCCUUUACCAACAGCUGUCCAGACAAUUCACAUGAGCCUCAACAACAGUCUGUUGUACCUGUUCUGCCAACUCCUCAGCAACAAGUGUUACCUUCACAAACAGGUAGGGAGCAGCAAGCUAUGCCAUUACAACAGCCAGGAGAGCAACCUUCGACAUAUAUACAGCAUCAGUCAGGGGACCCCUGUGAGCAGACACUGAUACAAACACAACUGCAACAACAACUUCAGCAACAGCAAACCUUUUUACAACAGCAGCAGACGCAACAGCUCGGGCACCAGCAGCACCAACAGCAAGCUUUGAUGCUUGAUCAACAGCAGACAUAUAUCCAGCAACAGCUUGAUCAGCAGCAACAAAAAGUACUGCUUCAGCAGCAACAAACACAGCAGGCCCAGCUACAACAGCAUCAACUAGAGAAGCAACAGGCUCAUAUACAGAAACAACUGUUGGAUCAACAACAGCAGCAAGCUCUUAUUAAACAGCAUCAGGACCAACAGCAAGCACUUGUGCAACAACAACAGCCUCAACAAGCACUUUUACAUCAAUUAGAGCAACAACAACAGACUCCAUUAAAGACACAACAACAAAACCAGUUUUAUCAACAAAUUGAACAACACCAAGUUGCAGUACAGCAAGAAACACAGAAACAGCAAAGUGGACAGCAGCAGCAACAGAUUUUGCAGCAGCAAAAAGAACAGCAACUACAGCAGCAAGCCUUACUUCAGCAUGUGGAGCAACAACAACAACAAGCACUACUACAAAAGCACUUACAACAACAGGCUUUUUUACAACAACAGCAGCAGUUACAACAAGCUCAGCUUCAGCAGCAGCAACAAGAGCAGCAACAAGCUCAACUUAAGCAGCAGCUAGAACAGCAGCAACAGGCCCUGCUGCAACAACAGUUAGAGCAACAGCGUCAACAACAGGCACUGAUACAACAGCAGCAAGCAGAAAGGUUGCAACAACAGACUCUGAUGCAACAGAUUCAAGAGCAACAGCAGCAACAAGCAGCCAUCAUUCAAAUUCAACAAACUGAGAAACCAGAGGUUAUUUCUAUUCAACCAAGUCAUAUUGAGCAGCAAAUUCAACAGCAGCAAGCUGAUAUGCAGCAUGUGUGUAUUCCUCAAGUGAACACCACUCAGUUUACGCCACAUGCCAUUCUCACACAGCAGCAAAUAAUGGAGCAACAACAACAAGCAGCACUCAUCAAGCCACAGCAAACCUUUGUCGCUCAGCCACAGCAUACUGCCUCUGUAAUAGAGCCUCAUAUCCCAGUUGGACCUCAGUCUGGCUCUGAGGUGAUUCAGCACCGAACACAAACUGCUUCCCAGGCCCAGAUCCCCAUACCCAUUCAGACUGGGCAAGUCCCUGUUCAGACAUCUACUGUUAUUCCAGCUCAAGUCCUAGCUCAGCAAGGACAAAGUGAGGCUCAUCCCCAGAUCCAAGGACAAGGGCCACUUCAGUUUGUAGCUCAGUCUGCAACCCAAGUAACUCAGGCUACAAAUGAGGCCCAAGUAACUCCUCCAGAAGCUCUCAUCCAGGGACAGACACAAGCUAUCCAGACCCAGCAAAUGCCGUUACAGUCUAAUUACUCAGGCCUUGCUGCUCCUGCACAGAGCCAGGUGAGCGCCCAGUCUUUAAUCCAGACACAACCUCUGCAUUUAACUAUCAAUCAGCCAACACAUGGAACAAAUGUUGACCUUCACAGCCAGAUUGUUGUCCAGUCUUCAGCAGCAGUUGCCCCAAGUAAUGGUCAGAUCCAACAUGAGACUCCUGUUAAGCAAACUACUCAAAUGUCAGGACUCCUCCAGGGGCAGUUGCAAACUCAAGUUCAAGCUCAGCCACAACAACUGCACACUCAGGCUGCUGCUGGACUUUUGACCCAUCAGUAUAUCCCUCAGCCUUCUCACCAAGCUAUGCCAUCUGUACAGCAAGAUAUAGCUCAUAUUACACAGCAGCAACAGCCAGUGCUGCAGUUUCAGCAGAUGGUUCUAUCUCCUGGCUUAGCUGGAAGUGUUGGAACUAACACUUCUAGUCUGAAUCCUGCAGUUGACCCCGCAAACUUUAUCACCAGUCCUAAUCCUGUGCCGCAAACUGGACAGCCCUAUGUCUUAGGCCAAACAUUGGUUCCUCAGUAUCUUCAGGCCCAGCAGCAUCCUUUAGGAAGCACUGCUGACCCUGCAGUAAUUCAGCCAGUUUCUCAGUCUGCUGUGCCUCAACCUGCUGAGCAAUACCAACAACAGCUCCAAAAGCUUUCUCAAGUGCAAGUGCAGCAACCAGCACCUACACUAGCUCCACAGCAACCGUUGCCAGUAUUAACCCAGUUACCAGUCCAACCAAUACCAACUCCAAUUCAGCAACCAUCUCCUCAAAAGCAAGCACCUAUACCCCCUGAUGAAGGUCAGGUGCCGCUGCAGUGUCAGCCUGCUUCACAUCCAGUGACCCAUAUUACAGCGCAAAUAGUGUCAAGUAAUGUGGCUGAGCCUCAGUCCCAGAACAGGAACCUGCCUCUCUACAGUCAAGUUGUAGCAGGUGCACCUCCCUCUCCUCAGCAUCAUGCCAAGCAGUCCCUACCGGCUCACACACACACACAAACUAACAUUCAAGCCCAAACACACUCGCAGACACAGACACACGUCCAGACACAAGCUCAUUCACACACACAGACACACACUGAGGCACCCAUAACUGAACAGCCUGUUUUACCCCAUGCUGUUUUCCCUGCACAACAGUUGCCCCUCAGCCCCUCUCAUAUUUCAUGCCCGCCACCAUCACUACCAUCUCUCCCAUCUCUGCCAUGCAACCAUCCUGCUGCUGCCCCUGCUCCAGAGCUGCCAACAUCUCCACCAGCGGCCCAGGUAACCCUACCAGGGCAGGCCGACUUUAUACCCACCUCCCCUCCGCCUGUCACCACUUUAGAGUCGCUUGAUUCUAAUGCUCCCAUACUGCCCCAAGCCUCGCUUCAAGACUGUGACCUUUCCCUGCUGGGCAUUGCUCAGGAUGGCCCUUAUCUGUCAAGCAUAGAACAUCAUUCUUCAUCAGGGUCUGUACCACCUAGUGGAGAAGAUGCCUUUCAGCUCUUGGCCAAUGGGAAAUUAGAGAAAGUCAAGUCUCAGAGAAGAGCAUCUUGUCAGAAGCCAGAGAAAGUGUCUCAUCAGUUCCAAUUAAGCAUGCUCCAGGUGUCUAGCAGUGGGGACAAUAUGGUAGAAUGUCAGCUGGAGACCCACAGCAACAAGAUGGUGACAUUUAAAUUUGACAUUGAAGGGGAUGCACCUGAGGACAUAGCUGAUUACAUGGUGGAGGAAGACUUUGUUCUUGAUGUGGAGAAAGAAAAAUUUGUUGAGGAGCUAAGAGCCAUAGUUAAAAAAGCUCAAGAAAUUCUUCAAACACAUUCACAGACUGGGUCUACAGACCAGCUUCACGUGAGCACUCCAACUAGUGCUUCAGUGGACUCUGUGCCCCAUUCCUCCCCUGUGGGGCGGUGGCGCUUUUUUAUCAACCAGACCAUCCGCCACAGAGACUCUCUGUCCAAUCAGGGAGCCAUUACGCCACCGCCUGCUGUAGAAGCAAGGAUACCCCAGUCUUCAAACACAGAGACAGAAAGUGAAGGAACUCAGAAACCGGAGUCCUUGACUGGAAUGGCCUCUGCCCCCUGCCAAACAUUGUCUGCCACCUCCCCUCCAGUCUCCUCUGUCUCAGCCCCUGCCUCCAUGGCCCCAGCUACUGCUGCUUCUGCUCCUCACACCACUGCCUCUGAAAGCAUCUCUGCUCCUGCCUCCACUCUUGAGUGCUCUGUCCCUGUUACUGCUUCCACUGGUCUUGAACCAGUCCUCACCUCAAUCUCUUCUGACCAAAUUUCCAAUGUUACCUCAUCUGUAGCAGUGCCUGUUGCUGCCAGCCUCACCACCUUGCCUGCUGUUCCAAAUGUUGUUUCUCCCACACCCAGUGUCUUUCUUCCUGAAAUCCCCACAUCUCCUGGAAACAGUGGUUGCUCAAGCAUAGGUCAAAGUAUUGGAGAUACAGUCAUAACUGUUCCAAGGCCAUGUAUGCCUGCAGCAGAUCAUUCCUCAACCUCAUUUCAGUCCCCUCCUCCCACUGCCACAGUGACCUCUCCUCCAGUAAGUCAGCAUGGCCUGGAGCAGCAGCAGCAGACACUCGUUCAGAUGGCCAAGCCUGCUCCACAACAACCACAGUCACAACUACAACCACAGCUACAGCCCGCAGUACAGCAGCAGGUGCCAGCAAUUCAGCCACAACUUCCAGCAGUUCAGCUUGAACAGCAGGUUCAACGAGUACAAGUACCACCACAACAACAGCAAUCACAACAUAUAGUGCUCCAAGAACAACUUCAGCUGCAGCAAUCUCUCCAGCAGUUACAACAACAGCAACAAUUAAUACAAAAACAAUUACCACUCCAUCAACAGCUGACAGAGGUACAAAUGCUGCCUCUACCUGGUCAUACAGAGUUGUUACAACAGUCUGUGCCUCUGCAACAGUUUUUACCAACGUUACCCUUACAGCAAACCCAACAAACGCUUACUCAACAGCAAACACCUCAGUAUACCACACAGGUGCUACAGCAGCCUCAGUUAUCACAGUUACCACAGCAACCUAUGGCACCCCAAGCUGUAGUUCCCCAACAGCAGGCACAAGUUGAUCAGCAGAAACAACAACAACAGUUAAACCUUCAACAAACAAUGCAUUUACAACAACAGCAAAUGGUACAACAGCAGCUCCAGCAGCAGCAGUUGUUUAUGGGAGCAGUUACAUUAAAGCCAGAUCAAAGCCAAAUGAUGCCGAUAUCAAUGAGUCAACAGUUUCUUCAGCAACAGGCACAACUGAAUGUUAGCCCAAGUCCACAGCAGAUUCAACAACAAAUCCAGAUCCCUACUGAGACAGCUCAACAGCAUAUUCAGUCACAGAAACUUCUACAGCAGUUUGAGCAGCAGCCGGACACACCACAGAAACAGCAGCAGUUUCCCCUGCAGAAGCAGUCGUCUUUACAGCACUCAGAGUCAGAGGUGUCCACAGGAGAGACGAGCUUUACAGAGGACACUGGCAGCUACUCUGCCCCUCUGCACCCUUCGUCUGACUCGUCUCUGCCGCCUCUCCAACUAGGCACGGCUGAAGCACCUGUACCAUCACUUUCUCUCACUAUGACACCAUCUCCUGCUCAGCCUUCCUCUGUUGCUGAAUCAGACAGUGAGGGUCCCCCAAAAAUUGAAUUUGUGGACAAUCGCAUAAAGACUCUUGAUGAAAAACUGAGGAAUUUGCUUUAUCAGGAGUAUAGCAGCGGAACAGCAACAGUUACAGGAGGAGCUCCAUCUGCCCCAACCUCAGCAUCAGCUGCCUCUACGUCAGCAGGGGGAGAUGAAUCAUCUGAGCCACAAUCGGUUCACCCUGUGUCUUUUCCCCCACCUGCUUCAUCCUCAGAUACUUCCCCCCACUCAUCGUCCUCCACUACCUCUUCCACCACAUCCCGUUCAUCCUCUACCUCCCCUGAUCUAGAGAGGGAUGGAGGAGAGGAAGCCUCCUCAGAGUUUCCUAACUCCUUUGAGCUGGGCCCUGUGGAGCAUCAGCCUGGCCCAUUUGUCCCCUCGACUUCAGCCUGCUCUACCCCACCUUCAUCUCUAUUGCCUCUCAAUCAGGAUGACUCUACUGGGGCCCAGCGCCCACCUGUACCAGGAGAACCGAUGAUCCUUGCUGUACCCCCUCAAUCUGACACCAGUACUACUGGAGAUGCAUCGUGGCCCCCCAAUCAGCACCCGAUCCCCCUCCGGCAUGGACAGCAGCAGCACAAUGCAGGAGGUGGAUAUUUUGGCCUAAACCUGACAUGUCCUAGUAUCAGAAAUCCUGUUAGCAAGAAAUCCUGGACUCGCAAAUUCAAAAACUGGGCGUGCAAACUGCGUCACUCCGCCAGCUUGUUCAAGAAGCCCAGAGUCCAGCAAGUUUGGAUGGAUUUUAACACUCUGCCUUUGUGUUCGUGCCCCAUGUUUGUCCAUGUGCAUCUAUAUGUUUCUGUGUUUUCUUUCUGUACUCUUUCUCGUCAUCACUGUGGUGUUUAUUCUUGUGUCUCUGUGUUCUUGUCUCUGGGUCCUUGUCUUCCCUUUUUGUUUUUCAUUCCCAUCUCUUCAUCAGAUGGACGGUCCUGCAGUCAGACUCUUAGUGAGGAGAAGGAGGUGACCCCCCUAAAUCCACCAGAGUCACGCAAAGGACGAUUUCAGGUGACUCCAGUGGUACAGUCCUCUCCCCCAAAAGACACACCAUCAGGCCAUGGGAGUACUCACAGGAAAGUGGGUCGAUUCUCUGUAACACAGGCUGAGACAAAGAAAGAAGACAGACAUACGGACAGUUCCCCAGUGUCUCCUGAUUUGGAGAGGGAGAGGAGGAAAUCUCGUGCAAAAGAGGGGGAGAAAGAAGAAGGUAAGAGGACCCCAGCAAUGCCUCGAGGACAUGGGCACAGCCACUCACCCUUGGGCAGUAGUGAUGACGAUGAAAGUGAGCUGGAGGAUGAAGACUUGAGGAAAGAACUACAUAAGCUUAGAGAAAAGCACAUCAAAGAGGUGGUAUCCCUGCAGGCCCAGCAAAACAGAGAGCUACAGGAACUUUACCGUCAACUUCGUUCCCUCAAAGAUCAACGGCAGAGUUUGCCUGUCCCUUUGUCCCGAACCCCACCUCUUCCAACAGCACCUCCUGUCCUGUCACCUCGCAGGCCCAGACCUGCCAAAAUCAAGCUCCGGCAACGGCCUCACUCUCACAUGGAUAACAACGGACUUACACAUUCUGGGAUUCAGCAGUCAAGUAGCUUCUCAGGUGGUGAACAGAGUAGACUGCCCCUUUACUGCAACCCGGAGCACCGCACCUCACUGCCUGCUAAAAGAGAUCACAGUCCUCUAAGGAAAAGCACAUUCACAGAUGAACUGCACAAACUUGUUGACAAUUGGACAAAGGACACAGUGGGCCCUGCCCCACCCAAGCCUUCAUUGAAUCAAAUAAAGCAAAUCCAACAAGUGCAGGAGUUUGGAGGCUGGAGCCAGCCCUCUGAGGCUCCAGCAGGUUGGUUUCCAGUGUCACCAAUGAACCCACAGGCCCCUACAGCCCCUGCCAGUCUGCCGGUGGCAGCCCCUUCCCAUUUUGCAGGGGGAGGUAGCCUGUCUACUCUGCACUCUCCGGGACCAACAUCACAGACGCACGUGGCUCAAGUGCCGCAGAUGCAGCAAAGUUUACACCUCCAUCAGUCUCUCCCUCUUCAGCAGCUGACCUAUCAGCAGUCCCCUCUACGCCAGCAGAUCCCACAGCCCCGGAUGCAAACACCCAUACUGUCUCAGUCACAACCACAGACUCAACCCAUCACCCAACUGCCCCAUUCACCACCUCAGAGCCAACCGCUGUUGCCUUCCCAGUUGCCCACAUCUCCAGUUUCCACUGCUGCACCUCUGCUGACUGGCAGUAGCACCAGUGCAUCCACAGAAAGCAGUGCUGCUACUGGAGGGACAUUUUGCUCCUGUUCUUCGACCCCAUCCACAUGCUCCUCUGCCUGCUCUACUGCUGCUGCUCUACCUUCUAGUGCCAAAAUUCACCCAACACCCCCAACCUCUACUCUUCCUCUAGGACAGAAAUAAAACCAAGACAAAGUGUGAGGUCAACGUGGAGACAUGUGAGAUGGAAAUACUAGUUGGAACAAGACGUAAAGCGAACCCAUUCAGAAUGUUAGUUGUGUGUGUAUGAGAGAGUUGUGACUGCAAAGAAUCUGUGGAUACCAGUGUGUUUCUGGAUGAGACGGGGAAUGAAUGUGAAAGAUGAAAAUGAGCGAUUUUAGCAUGUACAGACAGAGGCUGGCAUGAAACAUAGCAGCUGGGGUUUAUGAAUAAUGAUAUGUUUGGGUGUUGAGAUGUAUAAAUUCUUGAAGGUAUGAAUGUGUGCAUUUAUGAGUGUGAAUGAUUGGAUUAUCCCAGUACAUAUCCCUCAUGUCUUUUGACACAAACUUAGCUUUUUUUUUUUUGUUUGUUUUUUAACCAACUCAGUUGGACCUGAACUCUCCCUAAGCAGAGACAUUAUAAGGACAAAAUAUUUGACAAUGUGUUGAUGUUUUUCGUUUACUUAGUCACUGCUUACAGUGAAAGGACUAUCAAUUUUAAAAGUGCAAUUAGUAAUGGUCAUCUAAAUUGAUCAGCAUGUAUUGUAAUGAUUUGUCUGUAAGGCAUACAAAUAUUUUUGUAGAAGUACACUGAUGAAAACCAGAUGCAUAGAUGAUCUUUUCCUGAUCUUUUAAACUACAGACCUACAAUACAAGGUGUUACAAUAGGCAAUGGAAAAAAAAAAAACAGCAGCAUGUUAUAAUGUAGAGCACGCUCAAGUUAUUUGGCUACCAUAAUUACCACAAUGUGACCAACCACACUGUUCCGGUGUAGUGCACAGGUACAGCAUGUGCUUAGUUUGUAUAAUUUUAUUUUUAGCGAUUGUAAGUUAGAAACUGUCUGAAUUAAAAUGAGUCAUGUGAAACAAUUUUCAUAAUAAGAUGGUAAAUUGAGCUAUGCCGUCUGAAGUUCAGUGGAUACCUGGGUAUACUCAGACUGCAUGACCUUAUGACUAACCUGACUUACCCAAGUGCAAACUGCUUUGCAGUUACUGCUUCAUAUGUUAAUGAAAUCCACAUUUACUCCCACAGAACUGAGCCUACAGAGACCAUUUAUCACUCACAGAUGAAUUGGCUACAAUACGAUAUGCUUUUACAAUAGACAUUUUGCUUUUAGUGUGAGAACUGCAUAUCAGAGUAUAUCAUGGGUGUCAUGCUGAAGAAAAAGAUUUUUUUUUUUUUUUAAACUGCCAAGUUAUGACAGACUGGGGAGACCAUAGGGGUUAUUCCUGAAUUGCCUUUUAAAGUUACUGCAUUUUUGUGAGCGUGUGAGUGUAUAUUUUUUUCUGUGUGACAAAGGUUUGUGGUAGUCCCAUGGUUUAUUGCAUUUACACUAUGUUUCCCUGUUAUUUCAUUUAAAGCGGCCUCUCAAAUGUCACUGUACCCAAAUGAAAAUGUUUACUCUGCCCAUGUCUUGGGCUUGUUUCCUCAGGAAACAAAACAAGUGAAAACUUAAAUCAUAACUUUGAUGUCAGACACUGCAAUGAGGUCGUCACUCAACUCUUUGUUGGGCUCGUUUGGCGCUGUAUGGAUUCUUUAUUUCAACUUUGAAAUAUUUAGUCUUUGACUGUAGGCUGUCAGUAUGAAUGAGUCUGUUAUAAGAUGACCUGUGGGCCAUAAAAUAUGCUUUAUGCACACUGCAAAAGGUUUACUUAAUUCAAAAAUGUUCCAUUCCUCUAUUUCUAAAUUUGCUUCACUUUUAAAAGUAGAAAUACAGAUAUAUAUUGUCAGAAAUACAUUUAUUGGGUCAACAGUGCACUUAGCCAUACACACAUUUGACCAGCAGUAGUCAGAUGUUAAUACAUUUUUUAAACAUUUUUUUUUGGCAUAAUGAGUAGACUGUAGUUAAUGCAGCAACUCUGUUCUUGAAGAUAGAGAGAGUGUGUUACACAGGUUCUUAAAGGCUGCUAAGUGUAAGUCAAAGGCAUUUUAAACAGGAAUUGUUGAUGAGGAAUAGUUUGUGCUAAAGGGCAUGGUUGUUCAGAAGCUGCAGUUGCAUAAUCUAGAAGAUAACAGUGGUUUUCCGUAUUUGUUGCUUUCCAAGACAACCCACAUUUUCACAAAGAUGUAGUUCAUUAUUAGUGAAGGUGAGAUACUGUGCUGUCAUGUCUUGAUACUAACAUGUUGACCACAAGCUACAGCUUGAUGAUCAUGAUUCAUGAUGUGGGGCUGGCUUUGUCCUUGAGGUGUUACCAAAAUGUUAUCUAAAAGAUAAAGAUUAUUUUUGUAUUUUGAAAUGGGGUUGUACAAAUUGUAAAAUUGUGUACUCAUAAAUCAGAGGUUAUUUAAAUCUAGAAAACAUUGGUUGUCAUUCCUGUUUACAUGGGACUCCCCUGCUUUUAUAUACCCUUCUGAGUCUUGACACACCAGGGUCAUUUAAGAUUAUAUUUAAAGUUUUUUUUUUGGCAGUUUUGAAUUAUAUAUUUAGUUUUAAACCAUAAUAACUAAGAAGCUAGAUAACAGAAUGGCACCAGCUGUAUUGAAGGUAAAUAAACUUCCAAAUUAAUAUGUCAAAUUUCUGGGGAGUCUCAAAAUGGCAAGACUGAGGACCAAUGAUAAACAGACAUAUGGGCAGAGAAACUUAAAAAUGAAGUAUGUUACUGGUGAUUUAGCCUCUGUAAAUUGUGACUAAUUCAACUGUUGAUUUUAUUUAUGUUUUGUAACUAAUCAAAAUAAAUGAUGGACUUAAA